AUGAAACGUGCACUGAAGAAGAUUAACAAGGGGGAACCCCUCCAGGAAACUUUAGACGUGUUUUUGGCUACGUAUCGUGCAACACCAUGCGGAGUCAUCGGACAAAAGUCACCCAGUGAAGCAAUGUUCGGGAGGCAGAUGAGAACAACAUUCGACAUGCUGCGACCAUCGAGUUCGUUAACAAACACUUUGGAAUCAGAGAAGCAGCAAUCAGGACAAUUUAACGUUGGUGAUUUAGUGCACGCCAAGUUGUACAAACGGAAUGAUUGGUACUGGGAAGCCGGAAAAAAUAUUGAAAAGGUUGGAACGGUGAUUUACAACGUCUGGCUGAAUGGGCUACGUCACGGACUAAUCAGAUCUCAUAUCAAUCAACUUGGUUCACAGAAAGACACAGUGCAGGCCAACGAUAGCGAAGAAUCAUCGGCGAAGCAAAAUGAUACCUUACUGUUAGCAGUACUGUUAGAUGAAUUCAACAUUCGUCCGCGACAAACGGCAGACCUUCCUGACGCUGACUCAAGCCAGCCGAAUGAGUACCAAGGACAUCAACCGCUAAUUCCGAUACAGAAUACGGAGCUGUUACAUCAAGCUGCCGCAGGAAACCGAAUUCCAGAUUCCACUACUUCUCGAGGACGACCAAUUCGACUUCCUCCCAGAUUUGAACACUACGUUGUGUCAUAA
This is a messenger RNA of Topomyia yanbarensis, 678 nucleotides long. RefSeq lists its product as uncharacterized. The coding region runs from base 1 to 678 and encodes 225 amino acids. The transcript has a single exon. The record is from RefSeq and is a predicted model, not a curated record. Lineage: Eukaryota; Metazoa; Arthropoda; Insecta; Diptera; Culicidae.